Dibothriocephalus latus is the source of this 396-nucleotide messenger RNA. The record is from the annotation of a GenBank genome assembly. NCBI's taxonomy places the organism in Eukaryota, Metazoa, Platyhelminthes, Cestoda, Diphyllobothriidea, Diphyllobothriidae.
AUGGACGUUGUUGAGCUCGAUCUAAACUCUGCCGUCAGGGAGGUUCUCAAGAACGCCACUGCGGCAAAUGGCCUUACUUGCGGACUCCACGAAUGCACUAAGGCCAUUGUUCAACACAAAGCCAUAUGUUGCUUUUUGGCCGAGAGCUGCAAUGAAGCUGCGUACUCCAGCCUCAUAGAAGCUUUGUGCCGAGAACAGGAAAUUCCACUGAUCUCGUUUCCUGACGGUAAAACUCUCGGUGAAAUGGCCGGUCUCUGCAAACUCGAUCGUCAAGGCCUACCCCGCAAGGUCGUAGCCUCCUCUUGUAUUGUGGUCAAGGAUAUUGGCGAGGAGUCGCGCGGCUGGAAAUAUCUCGUCGACAAGUACAGGAUACCAGUUGUGUCUCGUACGGCUUAG